Molecule: messenger RNA, 792 nt
Organism: Arabis nemorensis
Lineage: Eukaryota; Viridiplantae; Streptophyta; Magnoliopsida; Brassicales; Brassicaceae
Source: the annotation of a GenBank genome assembly
AUGGAGAAGAGGAACCAGAAGCAGUUUGUGCUUGUCCAUGCGGUUUGCCACGGCGCGUGGAGUUGGUACAAGGUGAAAACACAGCUAGAGGCUGCAGGGCACUGUGUCACUGCAGUGGAUCUGGCUGCAUCGGGUAUCAACAUGACCAGAGUGGAAGAGAUUCAGACGUUGACGGAGUACUCCAGACCGUUGCUUGAGUUUCUGAGCUCGCUUGGCUCGGAUGAUGAAAAGGUGAUUCUUGUUGCUCAUAGCAUGGGAGGCAUACCCGCUGCUCUCGCUGCCGACAUAUUCACUCAUAAGAUUGCUGCUAUUGUCUUCUUGGCAGCUUCGAUGCCCGACACAAGAAACUCACCUGCUUAUGUUUUCGAAAAGCUAAUCAGUACCGUUACACAUGAGGAAUGGUUGGACACCGUAUUUGGGAGCUACGGGAAUCCUGAUCGUCCUCUACAAACUGUUCUUUUUGGACCAAAGUUCAUGGCCAAGAAGAUGUAUCAAUUGUCUCCGGUCGAAGAUCUUGAACUGGCGAAAUUGUUGGUGAGGGUAAACCCGUUAGCAACGGACAAUCUAACAGGGACCAGAAGUUUCACCGAGGAAGGAUAUGGAUCGGUUACACGUAUUUAUAUCGUAUGCGGAGCGGAUAAUAUAGUACCUGAGGAAUACCAACGUUGGAUGAUCAGCAACUUCCCGGUGAAAAAAGUAAUGGAGAUCAAAGAUGCAGAUCAUAUGGCAAUGAACUCCAAACCUCAAGAACUCUGUGCUCGUCUCUUGGAAAUCGCCGAUAAAUAUGCCUAA